This is a messenger RNA of Phalaenopsis equestris, 4138 nucleotides long. Its product is annotated as ABC transporter G family member 45-like. Gene Ontology annotation, cellular component: membrane. NCBI's taxonomy places the organism in Eukaryota, Viridiplantae, Streptophyta, Magnoliopsida, Asparagales, Orchidaceae. The coding region runs from base 27 to 4034 and encodes 1335 amino acids. Gene Ontology annotation, molecular function: ATP binding; ABC-type transporter activity; ATP hydrolysis activity. The record is from RefSeq and is a predicted model, not a curated record. The transcript is spliced from 22 exons.
AACAAGACAAAGUGAAGGAAGAGAGAAUGGAAAGAAUGGAAAGAGCUGCUCCCCUAACUUCUGAACUCAACGAAAUAUUUCUCCAACGGUUUAAAGAAACAAGGCAGAGUUUGGGAUUGGUUGAUUCGAAAGUGGAGGUUAGAUAUGAGGAGCUGAGUGUGGAGGCAAGCGCGGAAGUUGGGCAGAGGACUCCCCCAACGCUCAUAAACGUCACCAUCAAUGCCAUGCAGGAGAUGAUGGAGAAACUAUGUCCAAGUUCCAACAGAAAGCUCAACAAAAUUCUCAAUGGACUUACGGGAGUAAUAAAGCCAUCCAGGAUGACCCUAAUCCUUGGACCACCAGGUUCUGGAAAAUCAACAUUCUUGCGGGCCUUGUCAGGAAAAUUGGAUCCAGAAUUUAAAAUCAGUGGAAAGGUCACAUUCAAUGGGCAAGAGCUUAAAACAUUUAGCUCUGAACAGCUAUGCAUGUACGUUAGCCAGCAGGAUCUUCAUCAUUCUGAGAUGACCGUGCGCGAUACAUUAGAUUUCUCCAGCAACAUCUUCGGAACUAAUAAAGCAUUUGAGAUUUUGAGCGGCAUGCCAGGGUCAGAAAGAGCAUCAACCAAUAAAUUGGCCCCAGAGAUAGAUGAACUUCUUGAGGCUACCUCAUGUGGAGCAGGAAGCAACUUGACUACAAAUUACAUUUUGAAGCUGCUUGGCUUAGAGGACUGUGCCAAUGUUAUUGUAGGAGACGAAAUGAGAAGAGGCAUUUCAGGAGGACAGAAGAAACGAGUUACCAUUGGAGAGAUGCUGAUUAGCCUUGCCAGAAGUUUCUUCAUGGAUGACAUAUCAACUGGUCUGGAUAGCUCCACCACAUAUAUGAUUAUCAAGUUCCUUAGGCAAAUAGCACAUAUAAUGGAUACCACCAUGGUUAUUUCCUUAAUCCAGCCAUCGCCUGAGACAUUUGAGCUAUUCGAUGACAUAAUUUUACUAUGCCAGGGGCAUAUUGUUUAUCAAGGUCAUCGAGAGAAUGUACUCGAGUUCUUUGAGUUCAUGGGAUUUAAAUGUCCCGAUAGAAAGAACAUUGCUGACUUCCUUCAAGAGGUGACCUCAAAAAUGGAUCAAGAACAGUAUUGGAAAGAUAACCAAAGGGAACAUCAGUACCUUCCAGUCGAAAAGUUUGCAGAAUCCUUUCAUUGCUAUUAUCUGGAUCAGCGUGUUGAUCAUCAACAGCAAAUAACAGGAGGCAAUGUCAAGAGCGAGAAAACAAUGGAAAUCAGCGAAAGCUACAGAAUCUCAAAAUGGAAGGUAUUAAAAGCAUGCUUCUCCAGGGAAGUGUUACUAUUAAAAAGGAACUACCCAGUACAUGUAUUUAAGAGCGUACAGAUAAUGAUACUGGCUUUGGUGACCAUGACACUUUUCCUUCGAACAAAUAUGGACCAUCACUCAUAUGUAGGAGGAAAUAAGUUCAUAGCAGCUAUCUUUGCUGGAGUAGUAAUAGUGAAUUUCAAUGGAAUGACUGAACUGGCAAUGAUAGUAAAGAGAUUACCUGUCUUCUACAAGCAAAGGGAGCUCUUACUUCUGCCAGGAUGGGCUCUUCUUUUCUCAAAUUAUAUACUCAGCAUCCCGAUGACGUUGAUUGAAACAGGCAUAUGGACUUCCAUAACAUAUUUUGUCAUCGGUUUUGCACCUUCAGCAACUAGGUUUUUUCAGCAGUACCUGGCUUUUAUCUCUGCACACCAAAUGUCGAUGGGACUUUUUCGCUUGAUUGCUGCUAUUGGGAAAACUCAGAUGAUGGCUAAUACGCUAGGUACUGCAGCACUUAUCGCAAUUUACAUCCUAGCAGGAUUUGUGAUAUCCAGAGAUGACAUCCAACCAUGGCUGAAGUGGGGUUAUUGGUCAUCUCCUCUGACAUAUGGUCAGAAUGCUGUAGCACUAAAUGAAUUUCUGGACGAAAGGUGGAGCAAGAAAAUAGACGGCAACAACAAUGAAACCAUUGGUGAGGUUUUUCUCAGAUCAAGAGGGCUGCUCACGCAGUGGCACUGGUAUUGGAUUUCUAUAGGCGCACUAGUUGGCUUCUCAUUAAUCUUCAACAUUCUUACAAUCUUUGCCUUCGAAUAUACCAAAAACCCGUACAAGCAUAAAGUUACUGCUAGUGCUGAAUUUAAGGAUCUACAGCUUAAUGGGAAAGAUGAUGAACAAAAAGGAGCUGGAGGAGUGUCAAGUCCUUUGCCUUUUCAGCCGCUGAACCUUGUAUUCCACCACAUCAGUUAUUAUGUGGAUAUACCAAAAGAAAUGAAGAAAGAUGUGGGGAAUGGUAAGAGGCUUCAGCUGUUAAGGGAUGUCAGUGGUGCUUUCAGGCCAGGCAUUCUAACUGCUCUAAUGGGGAUCACAGGCGCAGGAAAAACAACAUUGCUAGAUGUUUUAGCUGGAAGAAAAACUGGGGGAUGCAUCGAAGGAAACAUUACCAUAUCUGGUUACCCAAAAAGGCAAGAUGCCUUUGCUCGGAUCUCAGGGUACUGUGAACAGACGGAUGUUCACUCUCCAUUUCUCACAGUUCAUGAAUCUCUACAGUUCUCUGCAUGGCUGCGCCUGCCUCCUCAUGUUGAACAGCAAGCCAGAAAUGUGUUUGUGGAAGAAGUCAUGAGUUUGGUUGAACUACAGCAACUGAAGAAAGCCAUAGUAGGCCUUCCAGGAGCCCAUGGUCUAUCAGCUGAACAGCGGAAAAGGCUUACAAUUGCUGUGGAGUUGGUUGCAAGUCCUUCCAUUAUUUUCAUGGAUGAACCCACAACAGGUUUGGAUGCUCGGGCUGCAGCAAUAGUCAUGAGAACUGUCAGAAAAACUGUAGACACAGGACGAACAGUUGUUUGUACUAUCCACCAACCAAGCAUAGAAAUAUUUGAAGCUUUUGAUGAGUUACUGUUGAUGAAAAGCGGGGGGCAGCUAAUAUACAGUGGACCCCUGGGACCUCUUUCUCAAACAAUGAUCAACUACUUCAAGGCCAUCCCAGGAGUACCCAAAAUCAGAAAAGGUCAAAAUCCAUCCACAUGGAUGUUAGAUAUUACAUCAACUACCAUUGAGUAUAAUCUUCAAAUAGAUUAUGCAAGCAUCUACCGCAGUUCAUCUCUUUACAGAGAAAACGUGGAGUUGGUUGAGGAAUUGAGUAAAAGGCCACAAAAUCUUGAGGAACUACAGUUCCUCACAAGUUGUUCCAGCUUCAAAAUGCAAUGCUUAGCAUGCUUGUGGAAACAAAACAAAUCAUAUUGGAAAAAUCCAGAACACAAUAUUGUGCGUUUCAUUACCACUAUCACAACUUCAUUACUUUUUGGUGUAGUAUUUUGGCAGGCUGGCUCAAAAACGACAAAGGAACAAGACAUUUUCAAUGUUCUAGGAAUCAUGUAUGGGUCAGCAUUAUUUUUAGGUUUCACCAAUGCCAGUAUAGUGCAGCCCGUUGUGGGAACAGAAAGGACUGUACUAUAUCGAGAAAGAGCUGCUGGAAUGUAUUCAACUCUGCCUUCUGUAAUUGCUCAGGUGGCAAUUGAAAUUCCAUAUGUAACAAUACAAGUGCUCAUCUUUUCAAGUAUUGUAUAUACAAUGGUAGGAUUUCAGCUGGUCAUCUCUAAAUUUUUAUGGUUUGUGCUAUUCAUCCUGCUAAGUUUCGCCUACUUCACACUUUACGGGAUGAUGGCUGUAGCAUUAACACCAAUACAAGAUGCAGCUGCUCUAUUGUCCUUCUUAAUCUUUAUCUUAUGGAAUCUCUUCUCGGGAUUCAUGCUUCCUAGAAAGAUGAUACCAACCUGGUGGAGAUGGUAUUACUGGGCCAACCCUGCUGCAUGGACAAUCUACGGUUUAUUGUUUUCCCAAUUAGGGGACCGAGAUGACUUAAUCCAGAUCCCUGGGGAGUCAGAUCAAACUAUAAAAGAGUUCCUUGAAGAUUACCUCGGUGUAGAAAGCACUUACUUCCCUAUUAUUGUAACCCUCCACUUGGUCAUUAUUGUUAUCUUUUUCAUUGUUUUUGUUGUAGGAAUAAAAUAUUUGAACUUUCAAAAAAAAUGAUACAAACAUAUAUUGAUAGAUAACUAGUAAAUCAAGAUUUCAAGUGUAUGUACUCUAGCAUAGAAGUUUAUGCUAUGUAGCAAGAAAAUGUAUUUACAAAUUUA